AUGGAACGUAAAGUUACCACGGUAAAAAUGGUUUACGCAACGCAAGUAAUUAAUUCAAGUGAUGAUUAUCCGAGUCCCAGUCAGUUUGAAGAGUGGAAACUUCAGGCUCAAAUGGGGGAUUUUAGUAAAUCCACGUUAGAUUUACCCGUGAGUUCAAAAUCCGCGAUCGAAGACGGUUUGAAACGACCGAGCGUUCAGUUAAAUCGUUAUAAUAAAAUUGAACGAAGGCCUCCCGCCAUACCCGAGUGCGAAAUAUUAGAUGACGACAAUUCGAAAAGUUUAGUUAGGGAAAACGUGAAAACGAGCAUUUUGAAAAGUUCUCGCGAUAGGCCGUCCAUAUACGAAAAGGGAAACAAUUCGAGGUGCAACACGAUCGGUCACAUGAAAUCGUCAACGAGUUUGGCGAAUAUUGCAUCGGAUAUAGUGGUCGUGUCAGCAGGAUGGUUUUCGUCAUUAAGGAGACCGGGGAGGAAAAGGAAGAAGAAAAACGAGUCAAAUUGUUCGAUAAAAGCAAAAUCUGCAUGGGAUUUAUCGAACUUGGCAAAACUGAAGACGAUUCGUAUUAAAGUCAGACGCGUCUCGAAAACAUAA
Pediculus humanus corporis (human body louse) is the source of this 591-nucleotide messenger RNA. RefSeq lists its product as uncharacterized. Bases 1 to 591 code for a protein of 196 amino acids. The record is from RefSeq and is a predicted model, not a curated record. NCBI's taxonomy places the organism in Eukaryota, Metazoa, Arthropoda, Insecta, Psocodea, Pediculidae. The transcript is spliced from 2 exons.